AUAAACAGGAAGUGUAUAGCGAUUGUAUUGGGCUGGAACCCAAACCGGCUACUAUUCCCUAGAUAAGUGCCCUGUCUAGGGUGUGAAAUAAUGGGUUAUACACCAUACCUAGUGCAUUACAUAGGCAAAUGAGUAGCACUUAGGAUUUACCCAUGCUGACUAAUGAUUUUCUGAGACAUUUUUAGCCAGGGUUUCGUAAGUAGAAAUGCUAAAUUAGUGCUCAGAAGCACGUUAUAGGUUAGCAGUUAAAGGUGGGUGAAAUUUCAGCCAUAGUGCAGGCUAGAAAUAGCUAGCUAGUUAAAGAAGACAGCAACAGUAUCUAGCAGUGACUGGUUCACAAAGGCGCAGAUUGCUGCGGUUCAGGUGCGUGUCAGUGUGUUACAGAGCUGCAGGAAUGAAUGAGGAAAACUUCAGCCUGAGUGAGAAGCUGGUGGCCGCUUCCUAUGUGCGGCAGGGUGUGCAGGCUCGGCGCAGUCAUGAGCAACUCAUCAGGACUCUGCUAGAGCAGGGCAAAUGUCCAGAGGAGGGAUGGAGCGAAAGCACCAUAGAGCUCUUUCUGAAUGAGCUCGCAGUCAUGGACAGUAAUAAUUUCUUGGGGAACUGUGGAGUUGGAGAGAGAGAAGGCAGAGUCGCCUCUGACCUGGUGGCCCGAAGACAUUACAGAUUGAUCCAUGGCAUCGGCCGCUCCGGUGAUAUCGCUGCUGUUCAGCCGAAGGCCGCUGGCUCCAGUCUCCUCAACAAGAUCACCAAUUCAGUAGUGCUGGAUGUUCUCAGAUUCAGCGGUGUUAGAAGUGUGUCAUCAUGCUUUGUGGUGCCUAUGGCAACUGGAAUGAGCUUGACGUUGUGUUUCCUGACACUUCGACACAGGAGGCCGUCAGCACGCUACAUUCUUUGGCCUCGCAUUGACCAGAAGUCCUGUAUCAAAUCCAUGGUCACUGCUGGGUUUGAGCCAGUGGUCAUUGAGAAUGUUCUGGAAGGAGAUGAGUUGAGGACAGACCUGGAGGCUGUGGAGAAGAAGAUCGAGGAACUUGGAGCUGAGAAUAUCCUCUGUGUUCAUUCCACUACUUCCUGUUUUGCUCCUCGCGUCCCUGACAGGUUGGAAGAGCUCGCUGUUAUGUGUGCCAAAUAUAACAUCCCUCAUAUAGUCAACAAUGCCUAUGGAGUGCAGUCGUCUAAAUGCAUGCACCUCAUACAACAGGGUGCACGAGUGGGCAGAAUUGAUGCCUUUGUUCAAAGCUUGGACAAAAAUUUCAUGGUUCCUGUUGGAGGUGCUAUUAUUGCAGGCUUUGAUGAGGACUUCAUUAAAGAGAUCAGUAAAAUGUACCCUGGUCGUGCAUCAGCUUCCCCAUCUCUGGAUGUGCUUAUCACUCUACUCAGCCUCGGAGCCAGCGGCUAUAAGAAACUCCUGUCUGAGAGAAAGGAGCUGUACACCCACCUGGCUCAGGAGCUGAAGACACUGGCUGAAAGGCAUGGAGAGAGACUGCUGCACACACCACAUAAUCCCAUAUCACUGGCUAUGUCCCUGGAUGCUCUUCAGGCUAACUGUGAUAAAGCCGUUACCCAGCUGGGCUCUAUGCUCUUCACCAGACAGGUGUCGGGAGCCAGGGUCGUGCCACUGGGCACUGAACAAACUGUGAGCGGACACACAUUCCAUGGCUUCAUGUCACAUUCGGAUGCCUACCCAUGCCCAUACCUUAAUGCUGCUUCUGCUAUUGGCAUCACCAAAAAAGACGUGGAGCUUUCCAUCAAAAGGCUGGACAAAUGCCUCAAGGCUCUUAAGAAAGACACAAAGGGAGAAAAGUGUGAGUCAGUAUCAUCGCCUUCAGGUCCUGAUGACCAAACUGUUUCCUGAACCAAAUACUGCCUUUAAAAAGAUUUUUUUGUGAGAUCUGUCUGUAUUGCACUUCUCUGGACAAAACUCAGUAAAAGAGCCAAUUAGGUUUCCUGUUUUGUAAUGAAAGUGGAAAGUAGCUUUAAAAAGUGUCAUCUGCUGAGAUUUUUUAGUUGCUGGUCUUCUCUAACAAGCCAAAGUAUUUAGUCUAGAAUAUGACUGAAGACAUUUAUUAAUAAAACUAUUUCAUUGAA
This is a messenger RNA of Pangasianodon hypophthalmus (striped catfish), 2085 nucleotides long. RefSeq names its product Sep (O-phosphoserine) tRNA:Sec (selenocysteine) tRNA synthase (gene sepsecs). Gene Ontology annotation, biological process: selenocysteine incorporation; conversion of seryl-tRNAsec to selenocys-tRNAsec. NCBI's taxonomy places the organism in Eukaryota, Metazoa, Chordata, Actinopteri, Siluriformes, Pangasiidae. The transcript has 11 exons. Gene Ontology annotation, molecular function: tRNA binding; O-phosphoseryl-tRNA(Sec) selenium transferase activity. The coding region runs from base 395 to 1852 and encodes 485 amino acids. The record is from RefSeq and is a predicted model, not a curated record.